AGCCAACGAUCUGAAUGGGAUGUGCUAAAGCAGCACCACCGAUUCGUGCGAGAGGACGAGGAAGCAGCAGAUGUUAGCUGGGAGGAACGUUUGGCGCGUGCAUAUGAGAGCAAGCUAUUCAAGGAGUAUGCGCUUAUUGACCUGAAACACUUUAAGAGCAAACGUUUCGCGCUUCGGUGGCGCACAGCGACUGAGGUCGUCGAAGGCCUUGGGGAAGAGACCUGCGGAUCUUUGCGAUGCGCACACCAUCCCUCAGGCAGUGAAGCAGUAGACCUCAAGGCCUUCGAGCUUCCGUUCGUCUACGUGGAGGAUGGGGAGCGAAAGGAGGCGCUCGUCAAAGUUCGCCUCUGCACCAAGUGCGCAAAGAAGCUCACCUGGAAACCAGAGGAAGAGCGGGAGCGGGGGAGGAAGCGCAGCAUGUCUCCCCGACGUGAAAGCCAUCGGGAUCGUGGGGAGCAGAAAAGUCGUCGUGAUCGCGAUCAUGAACGAACCUCCGGACGACGGGAC
Molecule: messenger RNA, 507 nt
Organism: Cutaneotrichosporon oleaginosum
Lineage: Eukaryota; Fungi; Basidiomycota; Tremellomycetes; Trichosporonales; Trichosporonaceae
Source: RefSeq, a predicted model, not a curated record